CAUAUCGAUUCGUGGGAUUUUGAGAGAGAGAAAUAGAGAGAGAACUUCAAGUGAGGGUGAGAGUGACACAAAUCUAGAGAGAGCACUAGUACUCUAAAAGUCUAUUAUAUUCUUCAAAAUAUGACCAUGCAUCGCGAGUCUUGGGCUUUUGUCUUCGGCGUUAUGGGCAACAUCAUCUCCUUUGGAGUGUUCCUUGCUCCAUUGCCAACCUUUUACCAAAUCUACAAGAAGAAAUCCACUGAAGGUUUCCAGUCACUUCCUUAUGUUGUUGCACUGUUCAGUGCAAUGCUUUGGAUUUACUAUGCUUUCGUGAAAAGGGAAACUGCCCUCCUUCUCAUUACCAUUAACACAUUUGGAAUUGUUGUGGAGUCAAUUUACCUUUCUAUCUUCCUAAUUUAUGCCCCAAGGAAGCCAAGGCUUACAACCAUCAAGCUUCUUCUCUUACUGAAUGUGUUUGGAUUCGGGGCCAUGCUUCUAUCAACUCUCUACCUGUCAAAGGGAGCAAAGCGUCUUGCUAUCAUAGGAUGGAUUUGCCUUGUUUUCAACAUCAGUGUCUUUGCUGCACCUCUCUUCAUUAUUAGGCGAGUCAUAAAGACGAGGAGCGUCGAAUACAUGCCAUUUACUUUGUCCAUGUUUUUAACCAUCAAUGCUGUUAUGUGGUUCUUCUAUGGCCUUCUCCUCAGGGAUUAUUACGUUGCUCUUCCAAACACGCUUGGGUUUGUCUUCGGCAUAAUUCAGAUGGUGAUGUAUUUGAUGUACAGAAACGCCACCCCAGUGGCACUAGAGGAGCCAGUGAAGGCUCAAGAAUUGAAUGGGCACAUCAUUGACGUUGUGAAGAUAGGAACAAUGGAACCGAAUCACGGUGGUGCUGUUGGCAAAGUCUGAUAUGAUUUCGUCAUUGAGAUUAUAUGAAUGUGGAGAAACAAGGGAUCAAUGACAAGAAAAGUUAAAAAAAGAAAAUAACCUAAUUAAACGUUCAAUUACUUUACUGAGUGAGGUCACAUCUAAUAUCGCUCAUAUCUACAAUGCAAGAAUAGUACGUAGUCUUUGGUAUAAGUGUUUCGUUUGAUUAAUGUAAAGGUGUGGUUUAAAUUUGCCUGUUCGGGUAGCUGUAACUGUUGGGCGCAAGACUUAGCCUCUCUAAUUUGGCCCAUAUCACUCUCAUAUUGUACUACUACGUGUAACGUAGUAUAUUCUCUUUUCUCAGUGUAUCCCCCAGUCAAACUCAUUUUAAUUCACUUUUCCCUUGUAUACGUAAUUAAUGUUCGAGUAAUGAAAAUUAAUUAUUUUAGUAA
Messenger RNA from Glycine soja, 1295 nucleotides. Its product is annotated as bidirectional sugar transporter SWEET14-like. Gene Ontology annotation, biological process: carbohydrate transport. The coding region runs from base 121 to 885 and encodes 254 amino acids. Lineage: Eukaryota; Viridiplantae; Streptophyta; Magnoliopsida; Fabales; Fabaceae. Gene Ontology annotation, molecular function: sugar transmembrane transporter activity. The record is from RefSeq and is a predicted model, not a curated record. Gene Ontology annotation, cellular component: membrane. The transcript is spliced from 6 exons.